GCUGCGGGGGGCCGAAAACCGGGGCGACGCCGUUUCAUGGGGCGGAGAACGUCAACCUUUAUUCUCCGCGUUCCCUCUCUCCCUCUCUCUCUCUCUCUCCUCGCCAUUGGUCCUUUCCUCGCAUUUGCCAACCGGACAACUAGAAACAUCGCCCCUGGUGCGUAGGAAAAGCAGCAUCUCCGCAGGAACGAGAUUCCCUCCUGCUCGAAAUUCGUCGGACAAGAGGGCCGGGCGUGCGUGUAUGUGCGAGUGAGGUCGGGAUCGGAUCUGGGUCGGUCGGUCUUGUUCUUGUUGUUGGUUCUUGCGGAGUGGGUCGGAGUAGCGAAGGGACGCGAUGGGGUUGUCGAGUGGCGACGGUACCCGGAUGAAGGUGGUGACGGGGGAUGCUGGGUACGUGCUGGAAGACGUGCCUCACUUGUCGGAUUACAUCGCCGACCUCCCCACAUACCCGAAUCCAUUGCGGUCUAAUCCUGCAUAUGCAGUGGUUAAGCAAUAUUUUGUCCAUGUGGAUGACACAGUUCCUCAAAAGGUUGUCGUUCACAAGGAUGGCCCAAGAGGAAUUCAUUUUCGACGUGCUGGACCUCGCCAACAGGUGUAUUUCGAGACAGAUGAAGUGCACGCAUGUAUUGUAACAUGUGGUGGUCUUUGCCCAGGGCUGAACACUGUGAUCAGGGAAAUUGUGUGUGGCCUUAAUUACAUGUAUGGUGUCACCAAGAUCCUUGGAAUAGAUGGCGGAUAUAGGGGAUUCUACUCCAAAAAUACCAUAACUUUGAACCCAAAAGUUGUCAAUGACAUACAUAAGCGUGGUGGUACCAUUCUUGGGACAUCACGAGGAGGCCAUGAUACUAUGAAGAUUGUUGACAGCAUUCAAGAUCGUGGGAUUAACCAGGUUUACAUAAUUGGAGGGGAUGGAACGCAGAAGGGGGCGUCUGUUAUUUAUGAGGAAAUUAGGCAGCGUGGCCUUAAAGUCGCUGUUGCUGGCAUCCCGAAAACUAUAGACAAUGACAUCCCUGUAAUUGACAAGUCUUUUGGAUUUGAUACUGCUGUUGAGGAGGCUCAACGUGCAAUUAAUGCAGCUCACGUAGAGGCUGAAAGUGUUGAAAAUGGCAUAGGUGUAGUCAAGUUGAUGGGACGCUAUAGUGGAUUUAUAGCUAUGUAUGCUACCCUUGCCAGUCGAGAUGUGGAUUGCUGUUUGAUUCCGGAGUCACCUUUCUUUCUCGAAGGGAAAGGUGGACUAUAUGAGUUCAUUGAAAAACGACUUAAAGAAAAUGGACACAUGGUGAUUGUGAUAGCUGAAGGAGCAGGGCAAGACCUAGUUGCAGAGAGCCUGCAAUCCAAUCAACAAGACGCUUCAGGGAAUAGGCUUCUUCAAGAUGUUGGUCUGUGGAUAUCUCACAAAAUCAGGGACCAUUUUGCCAGACAGCAAAAGAUGGGCAUUACUCUUAAAUAUAUAGAUCCUACAUACAUGAUCCGCGCUGUACCGAGUAAUGCAUCAGACAAUGUUAACUGCACACUUCUGGCGCAAAGUGCAGUCCACGGAGCAAUGGCAGGUUUCACAGGCUUCACAGUUGGACUUGUCAAUACUCGACAUACUUACAUUCCUUUCAAUCGAGUGACCGAAAGGCAGAACAAAGUUGUCAUAACGGACAGAAUGUGGGCCAGGCUUCUUUCUUCAACGAACCAACCCAGCUUCUUAGUGUUGAAAGAUGGAGUUGAAGAAGCCAAGGAAGAGGAAGAACCCAGCUUCUUAAGGUCGAAAAAUGGAGUUGAAGAAGCCAAGGAAAAGAAAGAACUGGAUGUGAGGGAAGCGUAAUUUAAGACAUUCGCCUUAGUUCAUAACCUGGAGAAGCAGGGAUUCUUCUACUACAGUUACGUGUUAACACACCAUUUGAUAUGGGUGUACCACUUUGUUUUACAUAUUGUAGUCAAUCGGUGCUUUUCGUGCAAUGCCUGAAACAGCUUUGAAUUGUCAACUUAGUUAUCCUUAAAUACUUUCCUGGGUCUUUCUUUGUCAAUCCAUUUUAAAAGUUUCUGCUGAGAGAAUACGAA
This is a messenger RNA of Eucalyptus grandis, 2049 nucleotides long. Its product is annotated as ATP-dependent 6-phosphofructokinase 6. The coding region runs from base 335 to 1813 and encodes 492 amino acids. The record is from RefSeq and is a predicted model, not a curated record. The transcript has 13 exons. Gene Ontology annotation, molecular function: 6-phosphofructokinase activity; ATP binding. NCBI's taxonomy places the organism in Eukaryota, Viridiplantae, Streptophyta, Magnoliopsida, Myrtales, Myrtaceae. Gene Ontology annotation, cellular component: cytoplasm. Gene Ontology annotation, biological process: glycolytic process; fructose 6-phosphate metabolic process.